AUGCCGACUUCACUCCCUUCACCGCCGAUUGUCGCCUCCACCGCCGCCUCUCGCGCAUCGCACCGAGCCUCCACAUCCGUCCGACAUGCGACUCCCAAACAGACCACCGGUAGUGUCGGAGCUGGAUCCGCAGGACUGCGCAGCUCAAAAGUGCGAGGGAGCUCGGAUAAGGAGAACGGACCGCAGGGAGGCAAAGUGAGCGCUGGCAAUGGAGCACGCCGUCAGAGUGUGGUGCCGCGAGACGGCUUUGGACGAGAGAAGAUGCCCAGCAAGGAUGGCACGGCACAGAGGCACGCCAAAGAGGUGGAAGGGCUGAAGGACUACCAACUGGGACAUUGUCUUGGCCGCGGCGCAUUCGGCAGUGUGUACUGCGCUUUGAACUGGUCUACUGGUGAGACCGUCGCGAUCAAGCAGGUGCGCUUGUCGGAUAUGCCUCGGACGGAGCUGAAUGUCAUCAUGCAAGAGAUUGAUUUGCUCAAGAAUCUGCAUCACGCGAACAUUGUCAAAUACCACGGCUUCGUCAAGACGCCGGACAGUCUGUACAUUAUCCUGGAAUACUGCGAGCAGGGAAGCUUGCAUCAGAUUUGCAAGAAUUUUGGAAAGUUCCCCGAGAACUUGGUCGCGCUCUACAUUGCACAAGUCCUGCAGGGUCUACUCUUCUUGCAUGAGCAAGGUGUUAUACAUCGAGACAUCAAAGGAGCGAAUAUUUUGACGACAAAGGAAGGUCUGGUGAAGCUGGCGGAUUUCGGUGUUGCGACCAAACAGCAGGGGUUGAGUGAAGGCAGCGUGGUGGGAACACCGUACUGGAUGGCGCCGGAGGUGAUUGAGCUCUCUGGUGCGACGACCGCUUCCGACAUUUGGUCGCUUGGUUGCACGGUCAUUGAACUGCUCGACGGGAGGCCUCCAUACCACCAAUUUGCGCCAAUGCCAGCGCUAUUUCGAAUUGUCAACGACGACCAUCCGCCUCUUCCGGAAGGAGCCAGUCCGACAGUCCGGGACUUCUUGAUGCAGUGCUUUCAGAAGGAUCCCAAUUUGAGAGUCUCCGCGAAGAAAUUGCUCAAACAUCCUUGGAUCGCCAGCGCGAGGAAGACUGCAGACGUGAGGAAGCCUCGUACCGAGUACGACGAAGCUGUCAAGAGCGUACAGCAGUGGAAUGAAGCGUUGAAGGCGAGUCCUCCGCCGGCUACUACGAAAUCUGCAACACGAAACCAUGCCGGAACAAUUGGCAAAUCGGCAGGGCGGCGGACGUCGCUUGCGCCAGCCAGCAAGACUCCCAAUGCAUCGAAUCAACCUCCCGCCAAACCCGCCUUUCGUCUCGGGCAGCGAAGACCUCACGCCGCGGAAUCUUUCCAGUCUCCUAUCGACAAUGAAAGGCAAGAUAACUGGGAUUCGGACUUUGAAUCGCUCUCGUCAGGGGUCUCUGGCCUUCAGAUCCCAGAUCGACUUCGCCCGCAAGACAACUUCGCUGGCCUCUUCAGUUCAGAGAAGCUGAAGCAAUAUGCCAACCUCGACGCGGUAUCUGAGAUGGACGGGAAAGUCGAAGCGUGGGAUGAAGAAUUCGAAGGCGAUCUCACGGUCCGGUCGUCGAUGAAGAUCACUGCCGGAGAUGCUCUGCAGACCGUGCGUCUAUUCUUACCAAAAGAUACGACGAAUGAAGAGAUCAAGCAUCAGUCUCCUGGCAGACUGGCAGCACGCACUCGUCGAAAACCCAGGCUCUCGCCUGCGCCAAUCAGCAGGAUUAAUUUCUGCGAGGAUGAGGAAGACGAGGAUUACUCGGACUUGAUCCCGAACGAUGAGGAUGCUUUCAUCAAAAAGAUUGCCGACUUCUCGCCCAGCCGGCGAUUGAACGCAGGUGGCGUACACAACGUGCAAGCUUUGAUCGCCGGUGGCUCUCUUCGUAGGACGCGGACACGCACGCCGACACAUGUGGUGCAUGAUGCGGCGGCCAUGAAGCGGACGAGGAGCUCAAUGGAGAUUCAAAAGUAUGCCGAGGAUGAACACGACGAAGACUUCACCGAGCUGUUGUUUGACGAGGAGCCGGUCCUCUCGCAAGCGGUAUCUCGCUCGCCCAAAUCUGCUGUUUCGAUGGGUAGUGAGUUUGCGGGCUCGGAACGUGGAACGCUGAAGCUGAACAAUUCUUCUUCGUGGGGUGGCGAGGAUGAAGAUGAGGACGACGACCCGUUCGCUGCGCUGGAGGAGGAGCUGGACGAAGUGGACCUGGAGUCAAAUGUCGCCAGAGACAAACAUGCUCGCUUGUGCGCAGUGGUCGAAGGCUUGGUAUGCGAGCUGAAACUCGGGCAACCGGAGGACGUCUUGACGGAUAUCGUCCAGCAACUCUUGCAGAUCCUCGCCGAGUCUCCCGACGUCAAAAGCGUGAUUGUCAGCAGCCACGGGAUGCUGCCGAUUCUGGAGAUCCUCGAAACAGCCAACCGCCCGCACAUCAUAUUCCGCCUCCUCCGCAUUGUCAAUCUCAUCUUGGAGAGGAACAUUGAGGUUCAGGAAAACCUCUGCUUCGUGGGCGGAAUUCCAAUCAUCACCAAGUUCGCCCACAAAAAGUACAGCUCCGAUAUACGCCUCGAGGCUGCUGCGUUCGUACGAGCCAUGUACCAGGGCGGUGUCAGUCUGCAGAUGUUCGUCAGCUGCGGUGGACUGAACGUGUUGGUGGAGUUCCUCGAGGAAGACUAUGACAGCGAUGCCGGGCGAGAGUUGGUUCUGGUCGGUGUUAACGGUAUCUGGUCGGUGUUUGAAAUGCAAGGCCCGACGCCGAAGAACGACUUUUGCCGGAUAUUGUCUCGAUCGUCCGUUCUUUAUCCACUGUCUCUCGUGCUCAAUCGGGUCCUGGACGAGCGUAACGAGAACCUGGAAGACGAAGAUGCGGCGACUGUUUCGGAAGUGAUUGAGGGACGCAUCGUGAACAUUUUUCUUCUUUUCUCGCAGGCUGAGAAUCACGUCAAGGAACUGGUCGCCGAACGCAUGGUGCUCAAGCGGGUUCUGAAGGAUCUCCGUCGUAUGUCACCUCAACAUCAGAUCACGAUGCUGAAGUUUAUCAAGAACCUCAGCAUGCUUGCCACCACUCUGGAUGCUCUACAAAACAGCAACGCCAUUGAGGUCUUGACGGAUCUGCUCAACUCUAUCCUUUCUUCUCCGGCUUCCUCGCAGGGAGCCUACUUCCGCGACAUCUCCAACCAGGUCCUCAACACCAUGUUCAAUCUUUGCCGUCUUUCCAAACCGCGGCAGGAGGAUGCGGCGCUUUCUGGAGUCAUACCACUUCUGCAGCGCAUUGUUCAGACGGAGCGGCCUUUGAAGGAAUUCGCACUCCCGAUUCUGUGUGAUAUGGCUCAUUCCGGAAAAGUAGGGAGGAAGAUACUAUGGCAGAACAAAGGACUACAAUUCUACGUCAGUCUGCUGGCGGAGCCAUACUGGGCUGUCACUGCGUUGGAUGCGAUUUUCGUCUGGGCACUCGAAGAGACCGCCAAGGUGGAGGAAUUCCUCAUCUUGGACGACGAAGACGUUCGCGCGAAUGCGGGCAGGGGCAAGUCCACAUCGACGAGUUUCGCCUCGGCGAUGGUUUCCUGCUUCAAUACUGCCAAGGCCGAUGCUUUUGAAAAUCUCCUGGAACCUCUGCAGAAGUUACUGCGCCUGAGUCCUGCUGUUGCGGGGAGCUUGGCGCAUCGGAGCCUGUUCGAACGGUCCGGAGUGAAACUUCACAGCAAGAAGGCCCUCGUCCGACUGAACCUCCUCAGGGUGAUUCGAAGUAUCUGUGACGCGAGCGAGAAUGUCUCGGGCAUGGCAGGACAAGUCGAGGGAUCUCUGCUCGAACGCUAUGGUCUACUGGAAGCAGUACGAGCUCUCGCCGUCCACGACCCGGCGAUUUUGGUCCGCGAAAUGGCGGGGGAUCUGGUGCGGAGUAGUGAC
Zymoseptoria tritici IPO323 is the source of this 3915-nucleotide messenger RNA. RefSeq lists its product as uncharacterized. Gene Ontology annotation, biological process: protein phosphorylation. The transcript has 3 exons. Lineage: Eukaryota; Fungi; Ascomycota; Dothideomycetes; Mycosphaerellales; Mycosphaerellaceae. Gene Ontology annotation, cellular component: cytoplasm. The record is from RefSeq and is a predicted model, not a curated record. The annotation marks the transcript as partial. Gene Ontology annotation, molecular function: ATP binding; protein serine/threonine kinase activity.